UAGACUGUUUCUCUCACCGAUUUCCCCCGGACGACACGACGUCGUUCGCUUGAAGCAGUGUUGUUUUUCUUCCUCUGGAGCUAGGUUGGAUUCACUGAUCGGAUAAUUUUCGUGUUUAUGGCGGCUAUCGACAAAGUUCGCGUUCUAGUUGUAGGCGAUUCCGGUGUGGGCAAAACCUCCCUGACGCAUCUGAUUGCGAACAAUGAAGCGCUGACGUCACCCGGAUGGACUGUUGGUUGCGCCGUUGAGGUGAAGCUUCACGAGUACAAGGAAGGUACCCCCUCGCAGAAUACAUUCUUUAUAGAAUUGUGGGAUGUAGGUGGAUCGAUAAGCCAUAAGAAUACCCGAGGAGUGUUCUACAACCCAACACAUGGUAUCAUUUUGGUACACGAUCUCACUAACAAGAAAAGCCACGAGAACUUGCAGCGAUGGUUAGUAGAGAUCCUCAAUAAGGAUGGGAAGGACGUUCUCAAAGGGGGUGAUAUCAUCGAUAUUGAUCCAGAACAAUUUCUCGGUUCGACUCAGUUCAAAAAUUCUCAGAUUCCAAUACUUGUCAUCGGAACUAAACUUGACAUGCUGGAUGAAAGUCACAAGAAUAAAACCCUGAACAAAUCAUCCACUGAGAGUAUAGCCGAACAAUGUGGAGCUGACGAGAUAUGUCUAAAUUGUCACGAAUCUAGGAGUUUGGCCGCAGGAACAACGGAUGCAGUGAAACUGUCGCGGUUUUUUGACAAAGUCAUCGAACGCAAAUACUACAGUAGAGACACAGGGCGAAAGUAUACGGGUUCUUAUAACCCUUCCCUUCCGGGACAAUACAAUGCUUUCGGAGGACCGCCACAAGCUAGUCUUUACAGUUCGGCUCAUUCGGAGACAAUAGCUUAGAAUAAAUAGUGAUCGUAAUAUAGUAAAUU
This is a messenger RNA of Ochlerotatus camptorhynchus, 911 nucleotides long. RefSeq names its product rab-like protein 3. Gene Ontology annotation, biological process: intracellular protein transport. Gene Ontology annotation, molecular function: GTPase activity; GTP binding. Lineage: Eukaryota; Metazoa; Arthropoda; Insecta; Diptera; Culicidae. The transcript is spliced from 3 exons. Bases 118 to 882 code for a protein of 254 amino acids. Gene Ontology annotation, cellular component: endomembrane system. The record is from RefSeq and is a predicted model, not a curated record.